This is a messenger RNA of Fonsecaea multimorphosa CBS 102226, 1707 nucleotides long. RefSeq lists its product as uncharacterized. The transcript is spliced from 2 exons. The record is from RefSeq and is a predicted model, not a curated record. Gene Ontology annotation, molecular function: iron ion binding; heme binding; oxidoreductase activity, acting on paired donors, with incorporation or reduction of molecular oxygen. Bases 1 to 1707 code for a protein of 568 amino acids. Lineage: Eukaryota; Fungi; Ascomycota; Eurotiomycetes; Chaetothyriales; Herpotrichiellaceae.
AUGGCAUUGAGUUACACGGUACUGUCGUUCAUCUGCAUCCCAAUCCUUGCUUGGCUGGCGGCUCGCACUUAUGGACUGGUGGUCAAUUACCGGCAGGCAAGGAGACUGGGGAUCCCCGUCGUUGUCAUUCCCUUUUCGUGGCAGGACGACUGGUGGAUUCUUCUCUAUCCCUACUUCAGAUACCUCCGCCACUUGCCUGUGAUAGGGUACAUGUUCGUCUUCAGCUACCAUUCCUGGGCUCAAGACGAGCGUUAUCGUCCACACCAGACGUACGGCGAUGUGUUUAUAGUUGUAUCUCCCGAAAAGAACGAGAUCGUGGUCAAUGACCCCGUCGCGGCCGUCGAGCUGCAAACCCAGUACAAAUCAUGGAUCAAGCCUCCACCUCUGUACGAGAUCUUCGAAUCCUUCGGGCCCAAUGUCAUCAGCAUCAACGGAGAAGACUGGCAGCGUCACCGCAGAAUCGUCAACCCUGCUUUCCGUGAACAGAACAACAAAGUCGUUUGGGAAGAGUCGCUGAGACAAGCGAGACAGAUGAUUGGGGUAGUGACCAGCCAAGCAGAUGCCCACCGCACGAUGCUCGACGUCCGGAACGACUGUGUGCUGAUCGCCAUGCAUGUCCUCUCCGCCGCCGGGUUCGGACACAUUCACGAUUUUGAUGGAGGCUUCCGGGAGAUCCCGCAAGGCCACCAAACCAGUCUCGCCGAGUCACUGAAGUUCCUCCUGCAGAACAUCCUCUUUUGCGUACUAUUCAAAAACAUACCCGUGCUCCGCUGGAUAAUGCCCGCUUUUUAUCGACAGCUCACCGCCAUGACGGCCGAGUUCACUCAAUACAUGAAGGAGAUAAUUGCAUACAAUCGAGCAAUCACACAGGGCGGCGGCAGCAGUAGCGGCGCCGACAUCGUCAGCGCUCUGGUUGAGGCCGACGAGGCAGCGAAACGAGAACAGAAGAAGGCCGCACACGGCGCAGGAGCGAAGCAAAUGUACCUUAGCGACGCCGAAUUAUUAGGUAACUUGUAUAUUUUCAAUUUGGCUGGUUUUGAAACGACCGCAAACGCACUGACAUAUACGAUCCCGUUCUUGGCCGCAAACCGUGAGAUCCAGGACUGGGUCGGCGAAGAAGUCGACGCCGUCUUAAAAGGGAGAGACGCUGAAAAGCUCGACUAUGAAGUGGUGUUUCCACAACUCGUGAGAUGCCUGGCGUUGAUGUAUGAAACUCUUCGUCUCUGGGGGCCGGUGCCCAGUACGGAGCGUUGGUGUGUUGGACAACCACACCCCUUUCGUGUCAAGGGCCAAGAGAUCAUGGCACCACCCGAGACAUAUGUGUCGCUCAAUCUUUACGCUGUCCAAAGUGACCCGCGCUGGUGGGGUGAGAACUCCCUCAGAUGGAACCCACAUCGCUGGGUGAUGGUCGACCCGGCGACAGGAAAGGAGUCGAUCGCUCCCCCUCCGCCGGGUGCGGCGUUUGUGCCGUGGAGUGUUGGUCCCAGGGUCUGUCCAGGGAAGAAGUUCAGCCAAGUCGAGUUUGUGGCCAUCAUUUCGACGCUGUUGCACGAAUGUCGUCUGAAGCCGCUGAUCAUAGAAGGGAAAAUGAAGACCGAAGAGCAGGCCAGCUCGGCGUUGUUGGAGGUGCUGGGCGAUUCGAUGAACGUCAUUACACCGAAGAUGCGUCGACCUGAAGAUGCAGGCGUAGUGUUUGUUCGACGAUGA